CACUGAUACGAUUCCCUGUUUUCCCUGAACAUCUUGAAGUGGGACUUGGAACUCCUGGAAGACUUCCCAGAUUCCACUUCGUUUAAGCCUACCAGUGUGGUCGGAGAGUCUGUUUUUGACAAGUCGGGUGGGUCUAUUGACUGCCAUCCGGAACGUUCUAUCACGACUCAGCACUUAGGGCGCUACAUCGACUUUUGAUGAAUUCAGUCAACAUGAGCCAACAAGGCCGAUGGACGCACCUUUAUAAGGUUUUGUCCAAGCCUGGCCCCUACUGCGAUGAAGACUGGGUCCCAGGAUCAGAGACAAUCAAUACUCUGGAGUCUUCAAAGAUUCUGGUUAUCGGAGCCGGUGGAUUGGGCUGUGAAAUCUUGAAGAACCUUGCUCUGUCAGGAUUCAAGGACAUCCAUGUCAUUGAUAUGGAUACCAUCGACAUCUCCAACCUGAACCGGCAGUUCCUCUUCCGCCAAGCUGAUAUUGGCAAGCCAAAGGCAGAGGUCGCCGCUGCCUUUGUUGAGAAGCGAGUGAAAGGAGUCAAGAUCACUCCUUUUGUUGGCAAAAUCCAGGACAAAGAUGAAGACUAUUAUAUGCAGUUCAAGAUUAUCAUCUGUGGACUGGACAGCAUUGAAGCUCGUCGCUGGAUCAACGCAACGCUGGUCGGAAUGGUGGAUCCCGAGGACCCAGAGAGCCUCAAGCCUCUGAUUGAUGGUGGAACUGAAGGAUUCAAAGGUCAAGCUCGUGUCAUUCUACCCACUCUCUCCUCGUGUAUCGAGUGCCAGCUUGACAUGCAUGCUCCUCGUCCGGCAGUCCCGCUCUGUACGAUUGCCACUAUUCCACGCCAACCCCAGCAUUGCAUUGAAUGGGCCCAUCAGAUCGCAUGGCAGGACAAGCGCAAAGAUGACUCCUUCGACAGCGACGACAUGGAGCACAUCUCGUGGGUCUACCAUGCUGCUCUGGAGCGGGCUCAGCAGUUCCAUAUCCACGGAGUGACUUUUCAGAUGACCCAAGGUGUCGUAAAGAACAUCAUCCCGGCUAUUGCAUCGACCAAUGCUGUUAUUGCUGCGUCCACAACCUCGGAGGUGCUGAAGAUCGCCACUGGAUGCAACCCGUAUCUCGAGAAUUAUAUGAUGUAUGCCGGCGAAGAGGGUGUCUACACAUACACCUUUGAGGCUGAGAAGAAGCCGGAUUGUCCAGUGUGCGGUAAUCUUGCUCGGAAUAUGGAUGUGGACCCUGACACGACUUUGGGAGAGUUCAUCGAGAGCCUCGGAGAGAGGGCUGAAGCGCAGCUGAAGAAGCCUAGCAUGCGAACCGAGGAGAAGACAUUGUACCAACAGUUCCCGCCUCAGUUGGAGGAGCACACACGGCCUAAUCUGCGCCUCAAGUUGCGUGAACUCGUGGAGGAUGGCGAAGAAAUCGCGGUUAGCGACCCAGCCUACACUAUCGACUUUCGCUACAGGUUGGUGUUUAAAUAG
Molecule: messenger RNA, 1469 nt
Organism: Penicillium subrubescens
Lineage: Eukaryota; Fungi; Ascomycota; Eurotiomycetes; Eurotiales; Aspergillaceae
Product: NEDD8-activating protein UBA3
Exons: 6
Coding region: 198-1469 (423 amino acids)
Biological process (GO): protein neddylation
Cellular component (GO): cytoplasm; nucleus
Molecular function (GO): NEDD8 activating enzyme activity
Source: RefSeq, a predicted model, not a curated record